GCUAUCAUACAUCAUGGUUACAUCGUGACAAAUGGUUCUACUGUCAAUUGUGCCGCCAGCAAUGAUCCCAGUAAGAAAGCGCUGGAGCAUGCUUGUUCCUCUGAUGCGAUUGACGAUGGAUAUGAACGCCCACCUGAGAAAGACCCAGACGAGGUCUCAGGCACGAAUCAGAGUGCAGGGGCCCGAGCAUGCGAGUCCGAAUUGACUCAAGUCGCCCAUUCCAUGUCAGUCGCCGAGUUCCAGGUUGACCCAUGCCCGCUAGAAAUGCUGCAGCGCUCUCCCACCAUUCAAGGAGACACUGGAGUCGUCAGACAGCCCACCCCACACCUAGCAUCUGAGUCGAGCAAGCAACGCGUUGAGUCUCCCAGCCUUGAGUCCUGCAAAGUCCUCAGUGACAUCAAAUACAUUCCGAGUUCCAACUUGAGCAAGCAAGACGUCGAGCCUAAAGAGCUUAGGCCUCACGGCCUUGAUCCAAGCGUGAUUACAGACCAUGUUGAAUACAUGAUGGCUUUGAAGGUCGGAGACGCGAGUGCUGACCACGCAUUGGAGUUUUUCUGCCAGUCAGAGGAUCCUCAUCCAAGAGGACCGAACAUGUAUAUUGUGAUUCCGCGGGCACGAGAGCACGAGGUUAAAGAGCUGAGGCCUCCUGACCUCAGCGACAAGCUCAUUAGCGAAGUUCCAGAUGAGGAAGCCGUUGAGGCCAUGCGAGUAUCAGCCUUGGAUCGUGAGAUCGCCGUGAAUGAUGGGAAUCCUAAGUGCCCAACUCAAGACUGCAAGCCUGGGGUAGAGCGAGGUGUCGAUUGCAUGUUGGGUGUGGAGUUUGGUGCCGAAGCGAGGGAAGUCAGCAACAGCCCACAUGAGCCAGUGAUGCAAGUGGAAAUGAGGCGCACCAUUGUGCCUAAUCCUAUCACUCGACCUGUGGUUCUCCUGGAUCAGUGGCCACGAUGGUACAGAGACGCGUGAAAGGUCCCAGUUGCACAGUAAUGUUGUUGAGUGAUACUGGGUGUGAACCUGACGCAAAGAGCGAGGCUGCUCAAGUCCCUGAGCCUCCAGGAAGCGAUGACAACGAUGUCGAGUUCAACUCAAGUGUAUCAGAAUUGCGCUGUGUCGAUCGCAAGUCAGUCAAACUACCAGAGUUUCAUCCAGAAUUAGGUUGCCGCCACACCGCUUCUGCUAUGUCGAAUAGCAUUGCCCAGCCGAAGGGUCAUUCCACAGACCAAGCAUCCUCCUUGACCAGCUCCGAGCACGAACGCCAAGAGUUUGUGGACAAUACAUGAAGUCACCUGAUGUGGCAAAGACUUUUAGAUGUUACCAGAGCGGAUACCCAGCAUAUUAUUUAUUUAUUCCUUGUCGAUUCUUGGACCAGAGGCAAUCUGUUAGGAUGAUUGGAGGAUAUCGUGAACGAUUAAGA
Molecule: messenger RNA, 1411 nt
Organism: Cantharellus anzutake
Lineage: Eukaryota; Fungi; Basidiomycota; Agaricomycetes; Cantharellales; Hydnaceae
Exons: 1
Coding region: 223-963 (246 amino acids)
Source: RefSeq, a predicted model, not a curated record